Balaenoptera ricei (Rice's whale) is the source of this 2679-nucleotide messenger RNA. RefSeq names its product fibroblast growth factor 11. The record is from RefSeq and is a predicted model, not a curated record. Lineage: Eukaryota; Metazoa; Chordata; Mammalia; Artiodactyla; Balaenopteridae. Gene Ontology annotation, cellular component: cytoplasm. Gene Ontology annotation, molecular function: fibroblast growth factor receptor binding; growth factor activity. The coding region runs from base 457 to 1242 and encodes 261 amino acids. Gene Ontology annotation, biological process: animal organ morphogenesis; positive regulation of protein phosphorylation; fibroblast growth factor receptor signaling pathway. The transcript is spliced from 6 exons.
CUGGAACCAGAGCCAGCGCCAGCCGUCCCCGGAUCGACAAGACAGGACAGGUUGAGGGGCGUCGGGGAAGGAAGAGGGGGUGCUAUAGGCAGUCCCGGGGAGGACAAGGAAGCCCUGUCGCAGAAAGCUCUGAUGCGCUCUGACUUAUAGCGGGUCUGUUCACAUUUGGGGACCCGUGACAACGUGGGUGCACUCCUCUCUCGGGGGGCUGGUUGGAUUGGAGGGCGUGGGAUCUAAACAGCACCAGCUGUCCCCGAGGAAAUUAGGGGCUGCCAGAAAAAAACAAAAAAGCCAAAAACCUAUGCUCCUUAUUCCGAGGUGACAGAGGGCCCUCCAGACAACCACCUGGUGUAACCACUAGGAAGGGCGGAUUUGGAGGUGACUUCAAAAGGAGUGGAGGGUAACAAGCGCGCUCCGGGAGCCUGCCGGUUUUGGGGUGUCUCCUCCCGGGGCGCCAUGGCGGCACCGGCCAGCAGCCUGAUCCGGCAGAAGCGGGAGGUCCGCGAGCCCGGGGGCAGCCGGCCCGUGUCAGCGCAGCGGCGCGUGUGUCCCCGCGGCACCAAGUCCCUUUGCCAGAAGCAGCACCUCAUCCUGCUGUCCAAGGUGCGACUGUGCGGGGGGCGGCCCGCGCGGCCGGACCGCUGCCCGGAGCCUCAGCUCAAAGGCAUCGUCACCAAACUGUUCUGCUGCCAGGGUUUCUACCUCCAGGCGAAUCCCGACGGGAGUAUCCAGGGCACCCCAGAGGACACCAGCUCUUUCACCCACUUCAACCUGAUCCCUGUGGGGCUCCGUGUAGUCACCAUCCAGAGUGCCAAGCUGGGUCACUACAUGGCCAUGAACGCUGAGGGGCUGCUCUACAGCUCGCCACAUUUCACAGCUGAGUGUCGCUUUAAGGAGUGCGUCUCUGAGAAUUACUAUGUCCUGUACGCCUCUGCUCUCUAUCGCCAGCGUCGUUCUGGCCGGUCCUGGUACCUGGGCCUGGACAAGGAGGGCCGAGUCAUGAAGGGAAAUCGAGUCAAGAAGACCAAGGCAGCCGCCCACUUUGUGCCCAAGCUCCUGGAGGUGGCUGGGUACCGGGAGCCUUCUCUCCACAGUGUCCCUGAGACCUCCCCUUCCAGGCCCCCUGCCCCCUGCCAUGCAGUCCCCGGACUGGAGGCUCCCUACCCUCGCCACCACCACAGCCUGUCUCCCAGCCCUGCUUCUGGCCCUGCUCUCACCCCUGCUGCCACGCUCAUGCCCUGAGCAGCCAGGUCCCACCAGGUGCUCUACCCAGAGGGAGCCUAGGGGCCGGCCGUGACUUCCGGGGCUGCUGAGACCCUCAGAUCCUUGGGCCCGGGAAAGGGGUCAGAGAGGGGGGAUGUCUGAAAAUGGUCCUGGCUGAUCACUUCUUUCCUUCCACACUCACACCCUCCAAAGCCUUUUCCCGAGAUGGCGCGGGGAGUUCCAAAACUGACAAAACCAGGGCAUAAAUCUUCCGCACCCCGGGCUCAGGCAGUUCCUGGAGCCCUUUGCCCUUUUCAUGGCCACCAAGCCAUAGAUUUAUAGGUCCACUGGAGCUCAGGAUUAGUUUCCUUCUUUCCCUACUCCACCUUUUGCCUUGUUCCAGACAGAUUCUGGAACACCAGGCACCCCAGCCAGGGCCAUUUCUGCACUCAGGGUCUGUGCUGGAACACAGGCAUGCUGCCAGGCUCUGUUCUGGAUCCAUCAGGCUUCUGUCCUUCACCCAGAUGGACCCCUGGUUUCCAAGUGGAGAGAGGCUGGAUUUGGGCCCUGUCCAGCUGUUGGUCUUGGCCUGAAUUGAGCCAGUCUCAGAUCACCACAGGUUUAACUUUCUUACCCCAGAGACACCCAAUUCUAGAGCGUGAUGUUCUAGACACGUACGGAGCCAUACUUCCUUCUGAAUCUCAGCUCUAGGACAUAGACCACGACUCUCAGCCCUUCCCUCUAGGAUGGAACUAGAGCCUAUAUAGCCAUGUUAUUGCUCUAGAGUAAGAGUUCUAGACCCACGCUCCCACCUUCUCUAGUGAUACCUGUUAAGCAGGAGCUCUGGAAAGGACCCAGCUAUGAUUCACAAAGAACUAAGUUCUGGCUGGAUCAAGAACCACUUCUUGUUUUCCCUAGACAAUUUUCCAAAAAUCUUAUUCUUUCUAUAGAAUGCUAACCUUCUUUUUUACAUGCAGUUUCUAGCUCCUGCAACUCAGCUGGGGUCCUGCCAGGGAACAGAGGCUGAGGAAGGGCAGAGGAAUUUUGGAAGGAAUCCCUGGCUCAUAGAAGGGCAGCUAGGAUGGGGAAGGGGCCAGAACUAUGGCAUGACUGGACCUGUGCCUGGGUUGGGGGGACAUGAACACUUAGCUACCUCAGCAGGAAUUCCUUCCAGGUCCCCUUUAAAGCUGAGGUCUUUAGGGUAAUGGGUCUAGAAUAAAAAAGACAAAUGGGACAUAGCUUUGACCCCCCCCAAAUGAGGAGACCCCAAUUCAGCAAUAAGUCCCACCCUUGUCCCCUACGGGUCAGGCCAAGGAGGGUGAGGGCCUCUUGGUCUCUAGACCUCACACACCCCUCCAGCUUCUAACUGAAUAGAACUUGCUUUACCUCAGCUGGAUGUCAGGUACCCAAAAAGGCUCUGCUCCCAGGGGACCGGUCUCCACUCCAUGCUUUCUCAAUUAAAGACGAUUUAUACAA